GCGAGCACACCGUGCGUACUGCGACACUACGCGUCCAAACCUCACCGAUAUGGCCAAAAUCACCCAACAGUCUAUUCUGCGCAUAAGCGAUGAAAAAACCUUGCAACUCAUCGAAUUAUACGAAAAUGAGGAAUGCCUGUGGAACACCACUACUGAAGCUUAUAAAAUUAAAUCAAAAAGAUACGAGGCGGCCGAAAGGAUAGCUAAAAUACUUAACUUAAAACACUUCACUUUCCGGCACGUCAUAAUCAAGUUUAAAAAUCUGCGGAACUCUUAUUGCCAGGAGUUGAAAAAGAUAGCGAACAGCGUCGCCGCUGGGGAGGAACCAGUUUACCGUCCCAGAGUAUUUUGGUUCUCGAAAAUGGACUCCUUUUUGCGUCCUCACUUGCAACCAACGAGGGACUCCAAAUUGCUUUUCAACUAUGGCGUCUUAGUUAAGUCGGAACCAGAAGAAAACGAGGAGUCCCAGCAGUCGAGAGCAGUCACUGAUGACAACAAUUCUUGCUCGGAAGAGGACGCGGAGGAGUACUUGCUGCGAGUAAAGCGAUCGAGAAAUUCCUCGAUGUCGUUCAACGAGUCAAAACUUGAAGAAUCGUAUUCCAACACCUACGUGCCCUCGUCUCGGGAUACUUCGUCGCACCAACCUACGACGAGUCAUAGGGAUGAUUGCUACGACAGCUUCGGCAAGUACGUGUCGGCCAUGUUGAGAAACAUGCCCGAGCAGCGAGCGAUGGAGUUACAGCCUCAGAUAGUCAAACUACUAGUGUUAGGAACGAUUGGUACCAGCGAGGGGCUCGUAAGUCAAUCGGAUGAGAAGUCUAGUUUGUGACCAAUUAUUGAUAUAACAUUUUUUCAAGAAAAUUUUUCGAGUUGUUUACGAGUGGAUUUGUUUACUGAAGAAAUAUUGUAUAAAAAGAAAUAAGCACUGA
Vanessa atalanta (red admiral) is the source of this 929-nucleotide messenger RNA. RefSeq lists its product as uncharacterized. NCBI's taxonomy places the organism in Eukaryota, Metazoa, Arthropoda, Insecta, Lepidoptera, Nymphalidae. The record is from RefSeq and is a predicted model, not a curated record. Bases 50 to 829 code for a protein of 259 amino acids. The transcript has 2 exons.